Molecule: messenger RNA, 1790 nt
Organism: Aedes aegypti (yellow fever mosquito)
Lineage: Eukaryota; Metazoa; Arthropoda; Insecta; Diptera; Culicidae
Product: metabotropic glutamate receptor-like
Biological process (GO): G protein-coupled receptor signaling pathway
Cellular component (GO): membrane
Molecular function (GO): adenylate cyclase inhibiting G protein-coupled glutamate receptor activity
Source: RefSeq, a predicted model, not a curated record
UGGCUUUCUAAAUACUACUUAAUGUGCUAACGUUUGUGACAAUCAUUUAGAAAAAUAAAUAACAUAAUAUGCUAGAAAUCCACAUAAUUCCCAAAUACACGGUAUUAGGCAACACACGGAAUUGAGCAGGUCACGGUAUAGUUCCCAGUUUGACCAUCGGAGAUUUUUAAAAUUCAAAUUUUGCAAAGUCUCAUCGAAGAUGAGCCUCGAAAAUGCCUCUCAUCUAAAACGGAUUUUUAUCUUAAUCUAUGCGAGAUACCUAUAUACCACAUAAUGCACCCUACUUACGAAGUUAGAUAAUAUGUACCUCGUUGUAAGAAAAAUAUUCAUUCUUCGCGAAAAGCAAUUGACUACCACACCGACAUCAGGCACCGAAGUAAUUCCCGCAAUCUCUGAAGUAACACAUGACAUCAAACUUCAUGAACUAACAUGUAUCACUUGAUUCUAGAUAUCCAAUUCGGCAUAAAGAAUCCCAACCCACCAGAGUCAGUCUGCAGCCGGCCUUGUGAACGAGGCCAAGCGAAAAAAUAUGUUGAAGGUGAAGGCUGCUGUUGGCACUGUUUCAACUGCUCUCAGUAUCAGAUACGAAAUCCCGCUGAUGAAACACACUGUAUAAACUGCCCCAGAGGAACCAUACCGGAUAUUUACCAUGAAAACUGUCAGCACAUUCCAGAGGACUAUCUGAAACCGGAGUCACCCUACGCCAUAGGGGCAAUGUCGUUCAGCAGCCUCGGAAUCGUGAUGACACUUUUCGUAGUUGGAGUUUUCCUGAAAAACAACGAUACCCCUAUUGUUAGAGCGUCAGGUAGGGAGUUAAGUUAUGUAUUGUUGAGCGGAAUACUCUUAUGCUACGGUGUCACGUACGCCCUGGUUUUCAAACCGAACGAUAUUGUCUGUGGUGUGCAAAGAUUUUGGUCCGGCUUUUCGUUCACUGUAGUUUACGCAGCGCUUUUGACCAAAACUAACCGGAUUGCACGAAUAUUCAAUGCAAGCACCAAAUCCGCAAAGCGACCUUCCUUCAUUAGUCCCCACUCACAAUUAGUUAUAUGUGGCAUACUCAUAUCGUUUCAGAUAUUGAUCAAUGCCGUUUGGAUGGUUGUUUCGCCGGCCCACGCCAUGCAUCACUAUCCUACGAGGGAAGAUAACCUACUGGUUUGCAAUUCGUAUGCCGAUGCAUCGUAUAUGGUUGCGUUUUUUUAUCCCAUAUUCCUGAUCAUAGUUUGCACCGUGUAUGCCGUGCUCACUAGAAAAACACCAGAGGCUUUCAACGAGUCGAAAUACAUAGGCUUCACAAUGUACACCACCUGUGUUAUCUGGUUGGCCUUCAUUCCGUUGUACUUCGGAACGGGAAACAAUGUACAACUUCGUAUAGCAUCCAUGUCCGUAACGAUAAGCCUCUCUGCAACAGUUACCCUUGUUUGCUUGUUCUCCCCUAAGUUGUACAUUAUCCUGAUUCGACCCGAGCGUAACAUACGACAAAGUAUGAUGCCAAUACGAUACAGCACCAUCAAUAAAACAACCGGAUCGGCACAGUCGUCGGUGAUGGCAGCAGUGAUAGUUACCGCAGCAACAUGCAAUGAAAACGAAAAAGUGAUAAAAAAUGUUUCAAACGAAAAUAUUACAGGCGCGUACUAGGAAACUACAAUAAAACAAAGCAUUGCACUUUAAGAACAAAACAGGGCCAUAAAUUCGAUACAAAAAACAGCGAGGAAGAAAAAAAAAAACGACAAGAGUUAUUUUAAAAUGAUGUAUGCCUGGUCAUACAAAGAGAGUAAAAUUGACUACCGAAA